Molecule: messenger RNA, 1582 nt
Organism: Populus trichocarpa (black cottonwood)
Lineage: Eukaryota; Viridiplantae; Streptophyta; Magnoliopsida; Malpighiales; Salicaceae
Product: protein ROH1
Exons: 1
Coding region: 153-1322 (389 amino acids)
Source: RefSeq, a predicted model, not a curated record
GCGGUCCGUUUCUCUCCCUAUAUAUAUAACCCCCUCGCUCCUAGGGUUUCUCUCACAGUCAUAGCCAUCAAACCCCGCAGGCCCUCUUCUUCUUCCUCUGUCUCUCUAAAAUCACCCUCCACCUCUCGUCCUUAAUCAAUUUUGAUGUGAUAAUGCCUGCCACAGACUAUCAAAGCUCGUCGGCAUCACUUAGACAUUCUAUUUUAGGUCUCCGACGCGACCAGGUCCAUUCUAUGGAUUCUCCUCAAACUACCUCAACUCUGGAGCUCGAACUCGAUGCCUUUCAGAAACAAGUUACCGACCGAUUUCUUGAUUUAUCAGCGGUCGGACCUGAUCGUUUGCUUUCUUUAGCUUGGAUCCGGAAACUUCUCGAUUCUUUCCUCUGUUGUCAGGAGGAGUUUCGAGUGAUUUUGUUCAAUAACAAGUCGUUGGUCCAUAGACCGCCGCUGGACCGGUUAGUUCAGGAGUUUUUUGAACGGACUGUCAAGGCUUUGGAUGUUUGUAACGCGAUUCGUGAUGGAAUUGAGCAGAUCAGAGAGUGGAAGAAGCUUUUGGAGAUUGUUUUGUGUGCUUUGGAUGAUCAAAGAUUGUUUGGUGAAGGUCAGUUUCGUCGUGCUAAAAAAGCUUUGAUUGAUUUGUCAAUUUCUAUGUUGGACGAGAAGGAUUCGACUGCAUCUACUUUGGCUCAAAGAAAUCGGUCUUUUGGAAGACAACAAGCUUCGUCCAGAGAUCAGCAUCAUAGGAAUCUUGGGCAUUUUAGAUCGUUGUCGUGGAGCGUGUCGCGGUCGUGGUCUGCAGCCAGGCAGCUACAGGCAAUUGGGAAUAAUUUGGUUGUGCCACGAGGAAAUGAAGUUGUGGCCACUAAUGGAAUUGCGGUGGCUGUUUAUUCUAUGAACACGAUUUUGCUUUUUGUAAUGUGGGCACUUGUGGCUGCGAUUCCGUGCCAGGACAGAGGAUUGCAAGUGCAUUUUUCCAUUCCUAAGCAGUUCCCGUGGGCUCAAUCGGUCUUGUCGUUGCACGAGAGGAUCUUGGAGGAGUCGCGGAAAAGGGAUAGGAGGAAUGCUUGUGGGUUGUUGAGAGAGCUUUACCAGAUGGAUAAGUGUACGAGGGUUAUGAGCGAAUUGACGGAUUGGGCCCAGUUUCCAUUAACAGAGGAAAAAGAAGGAGAGGUGAGGCAAAAAGUGAUGGAAUUGGCAAAUGUUUGUGAGGUUUUAAAGGAGGGUUUGGAUCCCUUGGAAAGACAAGUGAGAGAGGUGUUUCAUAGGAUUGUUCGCAGCCGGACUGAAGGGCUUGAUUCUUUGGGAAGGCCUAAUCACGAGUAAUGUUUUGAGUGACGGGCCAUUUGUGAUUUGGCAGAUGAAGGUAUGGAGAAUGAUUCUGAGGCAUGGUUUGAAAAUAAAUGGGUAAGGAAAGGAGAAUUUUCUUGUAUUUAUGGGGCAAUAUAUAUGCUGUGUAAAGAAAUGUAGGAUAUGGAAACUGGGGCAAAUGAUUGCAGCACUUGGUUGCUGCUGAUCUACAGCUUUUCUGCUAUUGUAUAAUCGAAUUUUUCUCAGUAGAAAAUGCAUCUUGCUGUUGUAGCUGA